AUGGGGGAUUGUGCAACGCCCGCGCUCGUUACGCGUCCUAACGAGCACGAUCCCGUCUCUCCUCUGUUUUCGAAGGAAGGGAUCGCGAGCGGGGAGCCUCCCUACGGCUUCGAGGAGGAAGGCCUCGGGAGUCAAGGUCUGUCCGACGUGCGGAAGCAGCGUCAUUUAUCCUUUGUCGAGCCCGACAAAGAGGAUCUCCCGUCCACGCGAAGAAAGCCUCCACGUCGAAUCCCCCCUCUCACUUUUCCUCCCUCUCGCAAGGCAUUUCAACCGGAACUGGACUCCUCCGGCUACAUGCGAGUGAGGAUCCGAAAGACCCGACCGACCCUGGGCAUGGCCAUCGAAGGAGGCAAGCACACGAAGCAGGAGAUCCCCCGGAUCAUCACCCUCCACGUGAGUCGUCCCCUCCACCCUCCUCCACCGCGAACAUCCUCCACGCCCCUAACGCGGCCCUCCUCCGAACAGGAAGACGGAGCUGCGAUCGAGACCCCGGGGAUCCGCAUCGGCCAGACGAUCGUGGAGGUGGACGGCCACACCACGAAAGGUCCUGUCCCCUUCGUCGCCUUCCCCUUUCUCCCCGGCAGUCGGUCGGUGGGGGCCCUCGCCUCCAGCGGAUGCGACAGUUAG
This is a messenger RNA of Darwinula stevensoni, 627 nucleotides long. The record is from the annotation of a GenBank genome assembly. NCBI's taxonomy places the organism in Eukaryota, Metazoa, Arthropoda, Ostracoda, Podocopida, Darwinulidae.